Mercenaria mercenaria is the source of this 1977-nucleotide messenger RNA. RefSeq names its product sulfotransferase 1A1-like. Gene Ontology annotation, cellular component: cytoplasm. NCBI's taxonomy places the organism in Eukaryota, Metazoa, Mollusca, Bivalvia, Venerida, Veneridae. Gene Ontology annotation, biological process: sulfation. The transcript is spliced from 7 exons. The record is from RefSeq and is a predicted model, not a curated record. The coding region runs from base 211 to 1116 and encodes 301 amino acids. Gene Ontology annotation, molecular function: sulfotransferase activity.
UAAAAGGCUUGUUGACACACAUUAACCUGACCAGGUGAAGCUGAACGAAUACAUAUAUAAAACGUAAAUAUUUCAUAUACUACAAUUUAUAUAACAAGAACACGCUUGAUGAACCAUUCUAAAGUAAUUAAAGUGUAGCAAUUGUUAUUGACUUCUUAUCAAUAUUGUACGUUUAAUUAAAAAUAUACCGCAAUUUAAUUGAAACCAAAUAUGGCAGAGAACGCGCAGACGAAAGAUUCAGAGAAACCCCGGAUGCCCUUAGCUACAAGGGUUUACAAAGGAAUCAACAUGUUUGAUAAUGAAAUAGAGAAAAUAGAAAAAAUGGAUAUACAGGACGAUGAUGUUUGGAUUUGCACUUACCCUAGAUCAGGUACAACGAUGACAUGUGAACUAGUAUACCUUAUUCAAACGUUGGAUUUCGCAACUGCAAAAAGUGUUCAAUUAGAAUUAAGGGUUCCUGUCUUAGAAACAAAAGAUGACAGAUUUCCUUAUUACAAAGGAUUACAGCAUCUGAAAGAUCUUCCUUUUCCGCGAAUGAUCAAGUCUCAUCUGCCUAGCUUUCUGCUACCGGAACAACUACAGAAUGGGAAAGGCAAGAUAAUAUAUAUCUAUCGAAAUCCAAAGGACGUUGCUACCUCUUACUUUCGACUGCUGCAAUGGUGGGAUCAAAUUGGAGAGGAUCCAAACUCUUUCAAUGAGUUUGUUGAUAACUUUGUCAACGGAAAAGUUCUCUUUAAUUCAUGGUCAAAACACGUUUUGGGAUAUUGGGAUAAAAGAUGCGACAGAAAUGUACUUCUACUGACGUACGAAGAAGUGGUUCGGGAUAUGCCCUCUGCCAUUAGAAAAAUUGCUGAAUUCCUAGGGCGGAGUCUUACUAAUGAAGAUGUAACUAAAAUUGCUGACCACUGUCAUGUUGAUAACAUGAGAAACAACAGAAUGGUUAAUCUGGCUUACUGGAGGGACAUCAGGCAUGUCAAUGACGAUGCAGAAGGACGAUUUAUAAACAAAGGUGUAGCAGGAGCGUGGCAUGAUGUAUUGACACCAGAGCAAAGUCAGAAAAUCGACAGACUAAUUCAGGAGCUAGAUGGAAGUGGUCUAAAUAUAGAACAAACAUAAAGCUUAUUAGACAUCACUUUCAUAUUCUUAUAAAACAACAUGUAUUUGGACAUUGAGGACAAAUAUUCACACUAAUCGUCUUUAAUAUUUUAGAUAAAUAAUACUGAAGCAAAACCAAGUGAUUUUAGGUAGCUCAGCAGACUGAAAAUGAAAUGACAGUGAUUAUUAUAUGCCACGAGUUAGACUAAUAUAUUAUAUUUCAUCUAGCGAAUAACACGUAUUUACAUAUAUUCUACCUUCCUGUUAACACCUUGCACAUGAAGAAAUAUUACGAGAAAAAAAGACACUUAUUCACGACAUUAACUAAUUUUUUAAUAUAAAAUGAUCAACGGAAUUCGGUCAGGCGAACAGGGUAUUCAGUCCAGAUGACAUGCAAACUGGUGUCUGAAACAGACUCUGACAUUGGAAUUCUUUGUUCAACCACUUAAUUUUUAUUCAAAGAAAAAAGAAAUACUAUUUCAGAUAUAAUAAAAUUACAGUCUAGUGUAAAAAUAUGUGGAAUACGCCGUAAAAUUCAAUUGUUUUGAAAAGUGACCAAAUGUAAUGCAAUUUAAGUGCAUUUUGAAAAUAUUGUUAUAAUUUAACAGCCCGUAUUCGAGCUUACAUGUACAUACGCCACUGUAUUUUGCUCGGUAUUUAACUUUUGACCGUUGAUGCUCUGUGUUAUUCAACUAGUUUUGUGUAUUUCAAGAUCGUCACUGAAAUAUUUCUAUUUCCGACCAUACACAUUUUUAUCUGGUUUAAUGUUUACACGCAUGAUAAAACUGUAGUCAGUGGCCGCAGCGGGCAUUGCUUUUAUUUUUAUACAUUUACAUUACUGUUUACUUCUUGAUAUUUAUAAUAAAUAUAUAUUGUAAAAUA